This is a messenger RNA of Grosmannia clavigera kw1407, 2022 nucleotides long. Its product is annotated as transcriptional regulator vib-1. Gene Ontology annotation, cellular component: nuclear chromosome. The coding region runs from base 1 to 2022 and encodes 673 amino acids. Gene Ontology annotation, molecular function: DNA-binding transcription factor activity; DNA binding. The transcript is spliced from 3 exons. The record is from RefSeq and is a predicted model, not a curated record. Gene Ontology annotation, biological process: meiotic cell cycle; positive regulation of transcription by RNA polymerase II. NCBI's taxonomy places the organism in Eukaryota, Fungi, Ascomycota, Sordariomycetes, Ophiostomatales, Ophiostomataceae.
AUGGCCGCUUACAAUCCCAUGUCGGCGCUCUCGGCGACAGCGGGCACCAGCGCCGACAGCGCCGAUGGCCUGGGACUCGGCGUCAACGUGAGCCAUGCAGGUGGCGCGGGCAGCCUAAGCCUGGAAGGAUUCGAUCGCGACAUUGGCUUUGAUGACGUGCUGCUCGAAAACGUCGGACUGGCACCGCUGCCCUUUACGCCGACGUACGACUUUGAGACGUUUUCCAACACGUUUGAGGACCCGUUCCAUUACUCGGCCGGUCCGGCUGGACGGCCCUACGAGCUCGCCCAGCUCGACACUGACGGCGGUUUUCACGAGUCCAUCUCGCCGCAAGAUGAGGGCCUCGACAACAAGCUGCUCGGCUUCUCGGAUCCGAUCGUCAAGGCCGCCGUCCUCGACGACGCCGGCCAGUUCGCCGAUCCCGCCAUGACGGCUGAGCUGUUUGGCAUGUUCUUCCUGGCCGAGGACGUCUACGCGGCGGAGAACACCGGUCGGCCGCUCGAGCUGACCUGCUACCGCCGCAAUCUCUGGUGGUGCUCCGGCCAGAUCACGCUGCCACGCCAGAUCACCCACGCCGUCACCGCCGAUCAGGGCCGCCACCUGGCCGUGCUCGAGCUGGCUGUCUCCAUCACUGCCAUCGAGAGCAUCGAGGGCAAGCCGACCGAGAUCAUCUGCAUCCCCUGGAAAAGCACCACCGCCACCGGGACGGCCACCACCGCUACCGCUUCCGCUGUCGCUACCGCCCAACACGAAGACACCAAGGCGGCCGGCUCGCCGCCCAACCUGACCAUCGACCUCGCCAACGGCCAGGAGCUCGAGAACGGGCGCGUGUCGGUGCCCAUCUCGUGGAAGCGCCUACAGUUCAAGCAUGCUACCGCCAACAACGGCCGCCGCAAGGGCCAGCAGCAGCACUACGUCGUGCAGAUCAACCUGCUGGCACGGGUCAAGCCCGAAAGUGCUGCUGGAAGCAGCAGCAGCAGCAGCAGCAGCAGCAGCAGUAGUAACGGCAGCAACAAGAGUGGCGCGAAAACUGCCGCUGCCUCUUCUGGCAACGAUGGCCAAGAUGGCUGGCUGAAGAUUGCCGAGAUCCAAUCUGGCCCGGUCAUCGUGCGAGGUCGAAGCCCACGGAACUUUGUCAGCCGUCGCGAUGUGCCUUUGACAGGCAGCGCUGGCAUCGGUGGGACCGCCGUCGCGGACAAGAAGCAGCAGCAGCAGCAAAGCUUCCAGCGAUACAGCGCACUCAGCAGCGUGCAGCCGGGUGACUGGGCUCACGGCUUUGCCCAGCAGAGCCCCCAUCCGGCCAAGAAGAUGAGCCUGUCGCCCAGUCUGCCGCGACCGCCGGUGCCUUCAUGGGACACGCCGUCCCGGAUGCCGUCCAAGAUGCUGCCACAACAACAGCCGCAGCAGCAUCAACAACAACAACAACAACAACAACAACAACAACAACAACACCAGCAACAUCAACACCACCAAAUCCAGCACAAGCAGCUGCAACAUAUGCAGCCACACCAGCUGCAACAUAUGCAGCCACACCAGCUGCAGCAACAUCCACCCCUCUACCAACAGUCACAACCACCACCACCGAAGAAGAGAGCAAACAGCACGGCUCUCCCGCUCAGCCUCUCACUGUCGGAAGAUGAGCGCAGUCCCAACCGCCUGAGCACCGAUCCGCUGCCCAACAGCCCGCCGUUCCCCCAUCUGGGUGGCGCCGGCAACAUGUCGGCCGGCAGCGCCCUGCCCGGAAAGUCAUCAGCGGCCGGUGCCAAGACGGCCGGCAGCAACAACGGCAACAACAGCAGCAGAAGCAGCAGCAUGGCCAACAACACCGUUGCGGCAUCGGGCGAGAACCCGUUUGAGGACGACGACCUGCUGUACGAGUACUUCCCGCUGAGUCUUGAUGAUUGGAUGCCGCCCGUCGACGCCGUCUAUCGGCCGCACGUUGUGCACCACACAGUUGUGCCGCCCGAGGUCAAGGCACAGCAGGUGCGCAACAAGACGAAACGGUAUUUUGCCGCCGAGUAG